Rattus rattus (black rat) is the source of this 1452-nucleotide messenger RNA. RefSeq names its product FERM domain containing 1 (gene Frmd1). The transcript has 10 exons. Gene Ontology annotation, biological process: positive regulation of hippo signaling. The record is from RefSeq and is a predicted model, not a curated record. The coding region runs from base 64 to 1191 and encodes 375 amino acids. NCBI's taxonomy places the organism in Eukaryota, Metazoa, Chordata, Mammalia, Rodentia, Muridae. Gene Ontology annotation, cellular component: cytoplasmic side of apical plasma membrane; cytoskeleton.
GUCUUGAUUCGCUGUCUUCUGCAGGAGGCAGCAGACAAAGCUUGCCUUUGGGAGAGCCCUUGUAUGGUGUUCAACAGAAACAACAGCCGGGACCCGGAGAUGAGCUCGGAGCUUAGAGACAUCCUGGUACUACUGCCUACCUGGGAACAACUGCGGCUGUCAGUGCAGGUCGCAGCCACAGGACAAGACCUCUUUCAGCAGGUGUGUGAUAUGGCACACAUCAGAGAAGCUCAUUUCUUUGGCCUCAGUGUGCUCAGAGAAAACGAGUACGUGUUUGUGGACUUGAAGCAAAAGCUCAGCAAGUACUUCUCGAAGGACUGGAAGACAGACAUACACAAAGGGGAUAAGAGACCCAGGGCACCCUUUAUCGCCUUCUUCAGAGUGCAGUUCUACGUGGAAAACGGGAAGGCAAUACGUGACAAGACAGCCCUACACCUGUACUACUGCCACCUGAAGGAACAGGUGCUGAGGUCCAGGUGCAUGCACAGAGAGGAGGCCUACUUUCUGCUGGCUGCCUAUGGGCUACAGGCUGACCUGGGCAACCACCAGGAGUCAGUCCACGUGGGCAGGUACUUCGAGCCACACGCCUAUUUCCCACAGUGGAUUAUCAACAAGAGAGGAAUUGAUUAUGUCCUAAGGCACGUGCCUGCCAUGCACCGUGAACAUCAGGGUCUCACUGCAAAGGAGGCAAUACGACGCUUCAUCAGGGAUGCUUGCCGACUUGAGGAUGUUCCUGCCCACUUCUUCAGGAUGUACAAGGAAAAGAAAGAGGAUGAAUCUACUGUUCUCCUGGGACUCACUCUGAAGGGAGUGACCAUCUAUCAGGAGGUAGACUACACUCCACAGCUGCUCUGCGACUUUCCCUGGUCACGGAUUUCGAAGGUGACAUUUCUGGGGAAGAAGCUGGAAAUCCAGCCAGAAGGGCUGUUGGCAACACAGAAGCUGCUGCUCUACACAGGUCAUGCCUGGCGUUCUCGCUACCUGCUGCAAUUGCUUCGUUCCACCCACCAGCUCCACCUCAGCUUGAAGCCUGUGCUGCAGUGGCUGCAGCAGCUGGAGGAGGCAGAAAAGAAGAGCUAUAGGGAAUCCUAUAUCAGUGACCUGGAGCUGGACCUGGACCCAGACCACAGGGAUGCCCUGGGCACUGAGGACAAUAAGAGCAGCAGACAACAUCUCCUCCACUGCUUCUGACUCUGCUCCACAAGCCAAGGCAGCUCCCACACAGCAGGCAUCCAGCCUAACUCCCAGCAGGGAGAGUGUGAGAUGUCUGUGGAUGAGCCCACAGGGACUACAGGAUUCUGUGGGAAGACAUCUGGUAGCUUCUGGAGCAGCUGCAGCAGCCAGGACACAUGGAACUACAGUGGAGGUGAGCUAUAGGACCAGGUAGCAAAGAGCCUGAUCUGGCCAAUGCUGAUCUGAAUCCCUGGGUGCAGGCGGGAAUGGUCACUCAGG